This is a messenger RNA of Zasmidium cellare ATCC 36951, 849 nucleotides long. RefSeq lists its product as uncharacterized. The transcript is spliced from 2 exons. The record is from RefSeq and is a predicted model, not a curated record. The coding region runs from base 1 to 849 and encodes 282 amino acids. NCBI's taxonomy places the organism in Eukaryota, Fungi, Ascomycota, Dothideomycetes, Mycosphaerellales, Mycosphaerellaceae.
AUGGACCAAGAGUAUCUGUUCUUGAGUUGCAAUGCCCGCGAUGCGUCCAGGCGAAAAGGUCCUCCAAGAGCAUACAUUGCACGUCGACAUGUUCAGCUCCACCGCGGGAAGCAUCACGAAAACGGUCGUGCCACAGCCUUGCCUCUCCAGAUCCGGUUCAAUGCAGUGCCGAAGAAAUGCCAGUGCUGUCUACUCAAGUCCGUAUGCGUGUGCCCAAAGGGCGAAAGGGAAGCGCGAAGACCACGUCUCGCGAAAACCUCCUGUCCCGUUCCUGCGGUGGUCUCUUUUUCAGCUUCUGGAACGGAACUACGCGCCUCGCACCUGGCCCAUUACUUGUCAGUCUUAUGUCUCGAGGACAAUCCCGUGUCUUUCGUCUCGUCUCGACUGAUAUACAACAAUGUCCCACUCCUUGACCAUGCUGCCGACGCCUUUAUCCAUUUGCUGGACUCGCCGAGGACACCGCAAGGAGUCGUCGUCCCAACCAAGGCCGCCGCAGGGGGGUACUUCCAGGCACUAGUCAUGCUCCGCUCCUGCUUCAGCGUCAGGAACCUUAGCACCCAUGACUGUCUGAGCAUCAUCGGCCUACUAGGGCUAUUCGAUGUUCUCGUUCGAGAUCGGUAUCGAGCAACUGUCGAUUGCUUUACUCAUUGGCGUGGUGUCUCGGCUGUGAUCUUACAAGAUCCUCUGGAGUCAUCUAGAAGCAGGUACGCUCGGGCAACGGUAGGGUCCACUGCAGGCGGAUGUCUUACCUCCAUCAUUCCUUGCUUCCAGGGGCGGGCGAGUGUUUCGACGGUGCCCCGGGGUGGACCCAAAUGCCUCCACUGGAUGACAUGGAGCCCCGAGAGGUAA